Rangifer tarandus platyrhynchus (Svalbard reindeer) is the source of this 1776-nucleotide messenger RNA. The record is from the annotation of a GenBank genome assembly. Lineage: Eukaryota; Metazoa; Chordata; Mammalia; Artiodactyla; Cervidae.
AUGACAGUUCCUGGAUUUACCGUCAGUGCCUUCAUCCUUCUGUUGCAUGUUAAUUUUGUGGCUAAUUAUCCCAGUGGAAAAGUUACAAAGUCAUGCCAUGGAAUGAUUCCUGAGCAUGGUCAUAGCCCACAGUCUCAUCCCGCUCACAACAUUUCAGUGAGUCAGAUGACAUUCAGGCCAGGAGAGCAAAUCAAAGUUACUUUGUCAGGGCCACCGUUUAAAGGCUUUCUCUUGGAAGCACGUGACGCUGAGAAUUUGAGUGGCCCUCCUGUUGGCUCCUUCACAUUGAUUGACAGUCACGUGUCACAGCUCCUGACCUGUGAAGAUGUACAGGGAUCAGCUGUAAGUCAUAGAAGUCCAUCAAAAAAAACUGAAAUCAAAGUCUAUUGGGAUGCUCCAAGCAGUGCCCCCAAUCACAUAACCUUCCUAGCCACAGUCGUUGAGAAGUACAAAAUCUACUGGGUGAAGAUUCCCGGUCCUGUGAUUUCACAACCAAAUGUGCUUCCUUUUACAACACCUGCAGCCACAACAGCACCAAUGCCAACGGGACCUUCGGUCUCCCAUUUAACCAGAUCAUUCAAUGCUUCAGACUGUGGGAAGAAGAAGUUCUGCAUCAGGAGUCCUUUGAACUGUGACCCAGAGAAGGAGCUUGCCUGUGUCUUCUUGUCUUUCACACGAGAUGACCAAUCAGUGAUGGUUGAAAUGAGCGGUCCCAGUAAAGGCUAUUUAUCCUUGGCAUUUUCUCAUGACCGAUGGAUGGGUGAUGAUGAUGCUUAUGUGUGUAUUCUUGAAGAUCAGAUUGUCCACAUACAACCUUCCCGUUUGACAGGGAGAAGUCACCCUAUAAUGGAUUCUGGGGAUCCUCUUGAGGACAUGGCUUGGAGGUUGGCGGAUGGUGUUAUGCAGUGUUCUUUCAGAAGAAACAUUACCCUUCCUGGGGUUAAGAAUAGAUUUGAUCUAAAUGCCAGCUACUACAUAUUUGUUGCAGAUGGUGCAGCUGCUGAUGGUCGAAUUCAUAAGCAUUCUCAGCAACCUUUGAUUACAUAUGAAAAAUACAAUGUGACAGGCGAUCCAAAGAACAUAGGAGGAUCCCGUUCUUUACUCCUUCUGAAGGUUCAUGGUGCCUUAAUGUUUGUGGCAUGGAUGACUACUGUUAGUGUAGGUGUACUGAUUGCCCGGUUCUUCAAACCUGUUUGGUCAAAGGCUUUAUUUGGUGAUGCAGCUUGGUUUCAGGUGCAUCGAACUCUCAUGCUCACUACUUCUGCCCUCACCUUUAUUGCUUUUCUUCUGCCUUUUAUUUACAGAGGAGGCUGGAACUGGCAUGCAGGUUAUCACCCAUACCUUGGUUUUAUGGUGAUGGUUUUAGCAGUUCUUCAGCUUCUUUUGGCAGCUUUCAGACCACCUUUACAUGACCCAAGAAGGAAAAUGUUUAACUGGACUCAUUGGAGUAUGGGAACAGCUGCUAGAAUAAUAGCAGUGGCAGCAAUGUUCCUGGGAAUGGAUUUGCCAGGACUGAAUCUUCCUGGCCCAUGGAAAACCUAUGCAAUGAUUGGAUUUGUUGCCUGGCACGUUGGGACAGAGAUUAUUCUGGAGAUACAUGCUUACCGACUCUCUAGAAAAGUUGAAAUACUGGAUGAUGAUAGAAUUCAGAUCCUCCAGUCAUUUACCGCAGCUGAAGCAGAAGGUUAUGUUUUUAAAAAGGUGGUGUUAGCAAUUUAUGUUUGUGGGAAUUUGACUUUUCUCACCAUGUUCUUAUCUGCAAUCAACCGUCUAUGA